Messenger RNA from Babesia ovata, 2103 nucleotides. RefSeq lists its product as uncharacterized. The record is from RefSeq and is a predicted model, not a curated record. The transcript is spliced from 4 exons. Bases 1 to 2103 code for a protein of 700 amino acids. NCBI's taxonomy places the organism in Eukaryota, Apicomplexa, Aconoidasida, Piroplasmida, Babesiidae.
AUGAAAUGUGCCACUAAGCUCGUGUAUCGCAGAGAAGGCUACAGGGAGUUUGCCACCGAAACGGCUACAGUGCCGUUGGUAAGGGCGACACCAGUUUCCCGAUCCGAUUGGGAGAGGAACAGGCGCAACACAGAGGAGUCGUACUCUCAUACGGAUGAUUUAGAGGCUGAAAGCAGGCGAGUAAUCUCUAGAAACCAUAAGGGUUUUGGACGACCUCAUACGCAUAAGACCAAGAUUGGGACUACUUUUAUCGCAAAACUGCAGAAUGUGUCGUCGAAUACCCCAAAGGAGGAGCUGCGAUCAUUGUUGAUGAAUAUAUCGCAGCAUAUAGAUGAGUUGAAUGAGUACGAGCUGGUGGACAUUGGGUACUACCUUACGCGAGUCAACAGUGAAGACUGCGCAUCCGUUGUAGAGCCGAUACUGCACCGUUUUUUUUCGCUACCUGAACGCCAUUCAUGUUUAAAUGGCGUUUAUAUACACAGAUUGCUGCGGACCAUGUUCAUAUACCAGGAUGUGACCUAUCGCGUGUGGGUAUAUGAAGUGGCCCAGAUUGUAGGAACAAAGCACCGCCAUCUUUUGAUGCGCGAUGUCCAACUUGUGAUCGAUGACCUAUCCCUAUUCUACGACGCAGCCGCACAGGGCUCACUCAAGAAGUUCGAAGAUGUCAUUCUACGUCGGGCGCACGAAUUGGAAAUAGGGAGACUUCCUUUGGUGAUACAUGCUCUUGGUCGGUCUGGUUAUAACACCAUAGAAGUUGCAAGGGCGAUACACAACGUGUAUAUGAGAAAAAAGGGGCAUCCUGACUUUUAUCUGUGCCAUUUGAUUGGGCUUUUGCUGAAAGGAUAUACGACGUUUCAUUUUCACCCUGGAAAAGCAUUCUUGGACGACGCGUGGGAGCACUUGAAGGAUGGCAUAAAGACAGCAGAGUUCAAGUACAUCUCAUGGUUGGCAGAAUCCUUUCUAAAGUUGCGUUAUGUUGAACAUGCGCCAGCAGUGUUGGACGAGCUUCUCGAAAAGCAGCACCUGUUGAGCCACCUGGAGUUCACUGACUUCAUAUCCGGAUGUUGGUCAAUUCAAUCAUACAUACUCUCCGAGGAGUUUCGGAAGUAUGUUAUUCCCGGAUCAGAAUGGCAGCUGGCUAGUCAUGAAGGCGAGGAGAGUCCCGCAGAUGAAACCACGGCGGGGACAGUACAUACCUUGUACACCUACUACAAGAAACUGCUGCGCGCCAUUAUGGAUGGUAUGUCGAGCAAGAUAUAUAAUUCCACGCCUCCCUACCGCGCCACACAAUUUGAGCUGCUUACCAGGCUGUUGGUCAUCUAUCCGAACCCACGUGACUUCAGGACGAUCCUGCCGCUCAGAAAGUUCGACUCCGUUUACCCGAUAAUGCAACUCCCUUCAGAGGAAGAACCCCCAGUCGGUAGCGUCGACUUUAUAUUCAGGAAUCACGCUCACCUGCAAGCAUCACGUUUUUUCGGCGAUGGGCACACAUUGAACGACGCAUUAGAAACCAGCGUUGAGUCCUGCCAGGAUCGCAAUGAUUCCACCAUACAGAUGGAUAAUGCUAAUGAAUCGUUAUCGGAAAAGUUGCGUUGUGGAAAUCGGGAGCCUGACCUUCAACCUCUACCGGGCCUGUUGAAGCAGUACCUUCAUUCGCUCUUCUUCAGGACACCGGCGCUUGCUCCGAGAGGAAUUCGCAUCUUGAUGCAGGGUUUAGUACGCAUCCAUUUCGAGAAGCGGGAGGAUUGUGUGCUGGAACCCGAUUUAUUGCCGCCGAUGAAAACUGCAUUCCACAGUCGCCCAUUCUCACGCGCUAUUAUCCGAGAAGUAUACCGCAAGCUCGCCUGUUACAACACAGACGACCUGCUCGUCACGCUAUACUGCAUGUUUCCCCUUCGGAUGUUUGAGUUGGACCUUGCGCCGACACUGUUAUCACAACUUACUGGCAUGUGGGUGCACCAAUUGAGGGAUGAUGGGUUAACUCCAGACCAAACACGUCUGAUACGGUUGUUUUAUAAUACUCUUAAGGUAAAUGCAGUCGAACUAUACAAAGGAUUGGACAAGAACCACCUUGAAACCAUCAUGAGAGACGUCGAAGGUUGA